Molecule: messenger RNA, 1149 nt
Organism: Diaporthe amygdali
Lineage: Eukaryota; Fungi; Ascomycota; Sordariomycetes; Diaporthales; Diaporthaceae
Exons: 2
Coding region: 1-1149 (382 amino acids)
Source: RefSeq, a predicted model, not a curated record
AUGGCGAGUAAUUCCCAUAGCCUCGCGUCGGCACAGACGCGUGAGAAUUUUGUAACGGUGUGCAACCAUAUGAAGGAGAUGUUCCAGAAACAAGGGUUUGAGGACCCCGAAGGCAAGAUCAAAUUGUGCAUCAGGUCGGCACACAACAAAAUCAUGAAGAGACUCUUCCAGAUGGACCACGGGGUGGACUGGCUCGGCAGACCAAAGGCGGUAUCUGCCGAGUACUACAUGGAGCAGAUGAUGGAGCAGAUGUGGCGCGGAUGUUGUGAACUUUGUCGCAUCCCCAAUAACGAGAGAGCACCUCUGCCGGUAGCCGUUGCUCUGACCAAAGCACACAUGUACGGAAGCCCCCCAGCACCUGAGCAUGUCAAGAGGAUAGAGGAACACGAGGCCCAGAAGAAGGUUUUGGACCCAGAGACCAGGAUUGAGCAGACUCCGCUGGUAGUUCCGCCGCCGCCGAGCCAGCCCGAGGGCGCGGACAGCGAGAGUGUCCAGCCCUCAAGGGAGGAUGAACAUGGCAACUGCGUGCUGGGACAUGUCGAAGCCAUGGACAAUCGAGGCGGACAAGUGCGAGAGCACACUACAGACGAGGCGACCGACAAGAAGCCAGUCUACUACAGGGAAUGGUUCAACGGUCAGACUGACACUGAGUGCAAAUUCUCCAUCGACGAUGACGAAGCGGACAUAAACAGGAUGUGGGAGCUCUGGGAGGAGUAUUUCGGCAGACAAGGGAUUCGGCCCAACACCAAGUACCCAUUCGAGCUCUGCAUCCCAGCCAACAAGAGCCGCCUCUUCUUUGGGGCCCAGGGCUCGGCAAUCAAGCAAAUCAUGGCGCUGUGCCUGACCCCAAUCCGUAUAUGUACACGGUACGAUUCCGAGUGGCUAUACGUUGGACUCUGGUUCCGAAAGAUGGCGAGGAGUCCACGCAUGCCAUUGCUUCAGAUGUACUCUAUUCUGCAUCAUUGGAGCAUCACACUCGACCAAGGCUUGUUCUUUGAUGUGAAGCUGGGUCAGGAGAUUGAGCAAAGGGCUCGCGUGCUCGCCGGUCAGGUGGGCGACAGCAUGUGGCGGCAACGAAGCAGCACUACAGUCCGAGAGUCAACCAUCGUCGGGGACGAGGAUGAGUGUGCAGACCGUGAGAUGGAGUAG